Sardina pilchardus (European sardine) is the source of this 3949-nucleotide messenger RNA. RefSeq lists its product as uncharacterized. Gene Ontology annotation, biological process: protein polyubiquitination. Gene Ontology annotation, molecular function: ubiquitin-protein transferase activity. The coding region runs from base 545 to 3730 and encodes 1061 amino acids. The transcript has 14 exons. The record is from RefSeq and is a predicted model, not a curated record. Lineage: Eukaryota; Metazoa; Chordata; Actinopteri; Clupeiformes; Clupeidae.
CUUCAGCAUGGCUACAGCCUGCCUGUCAAGUGAUGUAAGCAGUGUAUAACUUUAGCGUUUUGAGAUGGAGUCGGACUUUUGUUGUCGCUUGUGCCAAAAAGACAUGAGAGUUGCCGAUGUACUACAACACUAUACAAAACUGUUCGAAAGUGCAACUAAAGCUUUGUCGGUUUCGGAAAGGUUGCAUAAAAUUGGAGUGAACGUCUCGAAUACACCGAGGAAGCCCAAUCGAGUCUGUCGAGCGUGUACAACGGUGUUAAACAGACUUGAAAGAGAUCUUCCUAUUUAUUGGAGGUGGAUUGCAAACGAGGUCGAAGAAGGUGCCGCAGAAUCAACAGGUGCUGAAAAGCGAGCUCGAGCCUACUCCGUCGAAAACGCCAAGAGACUUGAAGAAGCUCCGCCACAGUACCCAAAAGCCAGAGGGAUCUGUCGCUGUUCGGCGGAAUAUAGCCGAGGCCCCAAUCAAAGGCUCAGUUGGUGACUCAAAGAGUUGAUAAGGAAAUAUUUGAUCAAAAGAAAAUGGAGGGCAGCAGCCAAGUUGAUCAUGUCACAUAAAGAUCUGGCUGAAGAAUUCAAAAUCCAAGUCCUGGCGAUGGUACAGAGUGAAUGCAAGACAUUAUGCAACCCAUGUGGCGACUUCAUGUUGUGGCGUUCAUCACCCGAAGACCUUAAAGUGUUCUUAUUUUCCAGCCUGGAAUCAGACCUCCUGCGUCUAUCACCAUUUCUGCUGUCUGUCUUUUCAACCAUCUCCAACAACUGUCGACCCGUCACCUGUGCUGCCAUCUCAAUAGCACUGAGGGGAAGAGCACCCCGGAUGUCAGCGUUUGCACACUACCUAAACAAUGUUCUACAUUAUGGUGGUGCCAAGAAGGCAGUCUAUAGCAGACUAAGUAAACUUGGCAUCACAACAACUCACAACAACUCCAUUGUAAAGCAGAAAGAGAUGGCAGAUACAUAUGCAGAUGGUCUGUUGGUGCUAAAGAGGCAGAAUGAAGCAUUCCUGGCAGAGCUUAACAGCACUGUCAGUCCAGGAGAGGAGAACCUUGACACGGUACUCAGUGAUGUCUUCGGAAGCAUGGAACAGCUACAGUUGUCAGAGACUGCAGAGGAGGCAGGUCCAAGCCACGCUGAAGGCCCGGUGCUGGACCAAGAUGUGAGGAUAAGCUCUCAGCCAUUUCCUGAACAACAAUCAACUCCACCACAUACAUACUCCAUUGUACUUGACAACUUGGACUUUUUCAUGCACGCACACCAUCAAUCAUCACGCCACAGCAACCAAUCCAUCCACUGGAUACACCAUAUUGCUGUCCAGGACCGAAUUCCUAUAUAUCAUCUGCCCAUUGACAAGCCGUGCGUGGAUCUUCUUCAGUAUGACUUGAGAGAGUCCCUCCCUGGACCCGACACACAACUUUUCAUGCGCAGAGAGGUCAUUGUCCUUGGCAGCCAAAUCCUCACCCAGUAUCUGGCAGCUUUCAGACCAUUUUCCAGAGUGGUACUGCGCCACAUCCCACACCAGUACUCUGAAGAAAUGUCACAGCCUUCAACAGAUUACCCAUUAGGGCUCAUUUUCAAAAAUGAAAAUAAGACCUCUGACCUGUCCGAGGCACUCAGACACAUUCAGCAGAAGUAUGUUCCAAACUGCCCCGACGGUGUCUCCUCAGUGUUGGUAGGAGGUGAUGGGCUCACUGAAGCCAACUGCAGAAAUAUACAGUGGUCUUUUGCAGAGGGACCUGAUGAAAAGGAUAUGAUGGGAAACAUGGUGUUCAUGUUCGAGGACUGGCACGCCAUUAGAGUACUGUUUGAAAUCCACUUCAAACUGUUCUUCAAUGUGACAUCUGGCAAGGACCAUGGGACACUAUGUGCCAACAUGACAAAGUUAAGGAGUUCUCGGCCACAGCAUACUACUUUUCACAAGGAUUUGGUUCUUCUACAGUCUCCUACAUGGGAAACGGUCGUGAAGCAUGUUACAAAAAGACGCUUGCAUGAGGCUGGGCACGUCAUCAAUGCCUUUGAAAUCCAAAAGUCGUGGACUGCAGCGGACCUCAUCCGCGAAGUCCGAAGUGCACUAGUGGAAAAAAUUCCAGCGGAUGUGAGUAUUGAAUUAUUGAUGCCGUGUGGAAACAAGCUUGUGCCUCCAUCACUCCAACAUGGUACGGAGCUGAGUGGAUUUAUGGUCCACAGAGUUUGUCGCUCAAAGACCAUAUAUAUAAGGCCCUCAAGAUCCCUUCAGGUCAACAUAGAUUCAGAUGGCAGUUCUACAGAAGACAGUAACAGGUGUGAAAGGACCAGGAGAACCCGAGCCAGAGUUACUGAUGGGAAUGCUACGACUGAAGAGGAACCUCUCAGCGAAAGUGACAGUGUUGUGGUGUUAAAUGAUGACACCACAACACUUCUCAGAUCUGAUCCAGUACUUCCCAGACCUGAUCCAGUACUUCCCAGACCUGAUCCAGUACUUCCAAGACCUGAUCCACCGAAUCACGCACCACAUGAUGACAGUUAUGGGGCAUACUUAGCCAUCUUACCUUCAAGUGCUACGACCCCUUCUGAUGAUGAAGACUUGCAGCAGGGAAUUCUUGCAAGUCUUGAAAGUCAAAAACUAUUGGAACAAAAGAACACAAAAUCUGCACAGGAAGUGCUCCUCGAUCUUCAAUCUCAAAUUGACAACACCAAAAGUUGCAGGUUCAAUUUAAACAGGUCCUGUGUGCUCGAUGGUGCACUUAGGGGAUUCAAGAGACUUUCAUAUAGCCCUCAGUAUCAGAUGACCAUCAAAUUUUCUGACGACAUGGGAGUAAAUGAGGAAGCAGUGGAUUUAGGUGGUCCCAGAAGAGAGUUCCUUAGGCUGUUGAUGGAAGCUCUGGCAAACUCGAGCAUGUUUGAAGGGAGAAAUGGAAAACUCAACCUUGCCUUGGACAGUUUGGCGUUACGCGAGGACCACUACUUCAUUGCUGGCCGGGCUAUUGCCGUUAGUCUAGUUCAUGGCGGGCCUCCACCAGGAUUCAUUUCAGGCACAUUAUACUCCCUUCUGGUGGAGCCUGGUGAAGUCAGUCCUGUUUUAGAGGAUAUCGCGGAUUCAGACCUCCAUGAAAAACUUAAGAAGGUGUCCAGAUGUGCCUCUUUAACUGAUCUGUUAACCGCCAUUGAACCAAUGCAAGACUAUCUUGCAAAUGCUGGGUGUCUCAGGCAGCUCAAAUCCAUUGAAGAACGUGAUGUGUUUGUUCAAGACAUCCUAAUGUUCCAGGUGGUUCAUAGAGUCCACAGAGCCUUUGAAAGAUUCAAGGAGGGAAUGAAAACCCUUGGCGUGCUUGAUGCUUUGAGAAUGCACCCAGACAAUUUUAGGCACUUAAUGUGCUAUGAGCCAGCCAUUUUAUCAGCCGAGUUAUUAGAAAAUCUUUUUGAAGUCCGGAAGUCUGGAGAGGGAACCAACAAAAGACUGUUAGAAGAGCGCGUUGUGCCUCUCUGGAAUGAUUACCUGCUGAACAGUGAGGAAGAAGUGGGUCCCUCAAAGCUGGGAGAAAUAUUGACCUUUGCAACGGGUGCAGAUAAGAUCCCACCAGUUGGUUUCUCACCAAAACCAUCAAUCGAGUUCCUUCAUGAGAUGCCAGAUAGCCUUUUCCCCAUGGCAAAUACUUGCAUAAAUUGUCUCAAGUUGCCACUAAUCUUCGUGUAUGAGAAAUUCGAGGCAAAUAUGGACUUUGCUCUUGCAAAUACACAUGGUUUUGGUCAAGAGUAAAAGAACACACGUGUUUGUACCAUAUCUAUUGAUGAAUUGCUCUUUAAUAAAAUAAUAAAUACAUAUAUUCAAACUACAGUAUUCAUCUUGCCAUUCUAGUUUGGAGAGCAUUUACCAAAUCUAUGAACAGGUUUAUUCCAUGAUUGUUAUCAUUUUCUAAUGGGUUCAGACUUUCCUCAAUCCAGCUCAUUGUGGUGCCAUUUAUAGGAAUGUUGUUUU